AUGACGUUGUUUAAUGACGUUGCUUAUAAUGACAUUGCUAUUGUAACGUUUCCUAUUAAGAAAGUAGAAGCAAUAUGUGGGGAGCUUUGUAGUAUAAACGUACCAUGCCCCAAAUCAGCUUGCGGCUUUUGUACUCCACAAGGGUACAUUGGUGUUUGCAUCCCUGGAUCAUAUAAAGAUGCUAUGAAGAUGGUUGGCGAAAAUUUUAUAUGUCAGAAUGAUGCUGAAUGUAAGAACAAGGGAUCUAGGAACGUUUGUGUUCGUUUUCCUAAAGCUGAUGUGGAGUAUGGUGUGUGCGCUGAUUCUAUAUCUGAGGCAGAAAACUUAAUCUUCAAAGAUUUUCUCUAA
Molecule: messenger RNA, 348 nt
Organism: Trifolium pratense (red clover)
Lineage: Eukaryota; Viridiplantae; Streptophyta; Magnoliopsida; Fabales; Fabaceae
Product: albumin-1-like
Exons: 2
Coding region: 1-348 (115 amino acids)
Source: RefSeq, a predicted model, not a curated record